AUGGUUCAUAUUAGUUCGCACGGCAUUCAUAUUCCAGGAAGCCCGCUAAGUUAUCCAACGAUAUCAAAAAGCCCAAUUAUGGAAAAUGCUAACAAUAAUAUUUCGGAUUCGGAAGAAGGAACAACUAUUUCUUUACCAAAACCCUCUCCAACAAAGAAAACGAACACAUUAAAGUUUUCAAUCGCAAAAAUCAUGGAGCAUGAAGAAAACCCGAAAAAAUCUAGCAGUAAGGAACGUUUAUCGCCUGAAAUUGAAUCAGCUUCGUCAAAUAUUUACGAUUCUGCUUUUAAAAAGUAUGUGCCUAAUGCUUCUAUAAAUCCUUUUUUGUCGGGUAGUCCACAAGAAUUGCUCGCUCAAUAUCCGUUGCUUUACUAUCCAAGUCAGUUGAUGUGUGCUGCCCAAUAUGCCUUGACACAUCCUUCAACAACGAUUCCGACAACUUAUCCUCAGCUUAAUAGCUCAAUAAGAAAUCAAACAGCUGUCACAACAUCAACACAUACACGUGAUAUUGUUCCCUUAAAUUUACGCGCAAAGAUACCUGCGAGAAAGCCUCCUGUUGAUACAACAGAAUCCUCGGGAUCAAAUAGCAAGCAGAAAACGUUUGCCUGUCCUGAAUGUGGAAAAAUAUUUAACGCACAUUACAAUUUGACACGUCAUAUGCCCGUACACACAGGUGCUCGCCCAUUUGUUUGUAAAAUCUGUGGCAAAGGAUUUCGACAAGCAAGUACUUUGUGUCGUCACAAGAUUAUUCACACGUCUGAUAAACCUCACAAAUGCCAAACUUGUGGAAAAGCUUUCAAUCGUUCUUCAACACUUAACACCCAUACUCGUAUUCAUGCUAAUUACAAGCCAUACAUUUGUGAAUAUUGCGGUAAGGGAUUCCAUCAAAAGGGCAACUAUAAGAAUCAUCGACUUACGCAUAGCGGCGAAAAGGCAUAUAAGUGUAAUAUAUGCAACAAGGCGUUUCAUCAAGUUUACAACUUGACUUUUCACAUGCACAUCCAUUCGAACUCCAAACCAUACGAAUGUCCGUAUUGCAAAAAGGGAUUCUGUCGAAAUUUCGAUUUGAAGAAGCAUAUGCGGAAAUUACAUAACAUAAGUGAAUUUUCCGUGAGACAAUCGGCGUCUCAUAGUAAUAGUAGUAAUACUAAUGGUGCUUCAUCGUCACAGUCAUCUAUAGCAUCUCCAAAUACAUCAUCAAGUAGCCUUGUAUCGAGUACUUCAGUUAAUAGUUUAAAUACAUGGCACUCAACGGCGGUCUCAGUUCAUCAUCAUACUGACUAUUCCUCGAGUGCAUUGAUACGACAACGUGUUGAUGCUCCAUUUAUUGCAAAAGUGUUUUGACAAAAAUAUCUUAGUCAAUUUAAUAAGUAUAAUAGCCACAAACCGAUAUUGAUAAAUUAGAAAGUGCAAUAAACUCAUUUUUCUCAUUAUUUUGCUAAGUAGUAUAAUUUUCUUGUUAAGACUAACAAUUAAGAACGUUUGAAUUGAAA
Molecule: messenger RNA, 1493 nt
Organism: Culicoides brevitarsis
Lineage: Eukaryota; Metazoa; Arthropoda; Insecta; Diptera; Ceratopogonidae
Product: fez family zinc finger protein erm
Exons: 2
Coding region: 1-1344 (447 amino acids)
Biological process (GO): regulation of transcription by RNA polymerase II
Cellular component (GO): nucleoplasm
Molecular function (GO): DNA-binding transcription repressor activity, RNA polymerase II-specific; RNA polymerase II cis-regulatory region sequence-specific DNA binding
Source: RefSeq, a predicted model, not a curated record